AUGGAGUUAGCACCUGGCGGAGAUCUCUUAACGGAGCUCAUGCGGCGCGGUGCGUUGAGCGAGCUGCUGGCUGCUACAGUGGUGCGGCAGCUCGCAUCGGCUGUCGCGUUCUGCCACGCGGUUCUCCAGAACCGAACCAACGUCUUUGGCUUGACAAACUGCCAGAGCACGGGCGCGCUCCCAUCGCGGGGAGGAGAUGAUUCCGCCGCGCCUGCUUCCCCGCCUGCCAAGACUGGUUCAACGUCGCUCCCUUCUUCCCCCACUAAAUCCAACCUACGUUCCGCUGCCUCCCCCGCUGCCUCCCCUGCUCCCCCAUACUCGAGCGCCGCCAGUGCCCCUCCUUCCCCGCCCGCCUCCCCUUGCACUCCCCCGUCCCCCUUGCGCAACAAGAGCCCGCGGCCCUGCAAAUCCGCAGGCCCCUCUUGUGGUUCCGCCGUUUCAUGCGCUUUUUCCGCGCUCGGCGCGACUUCCGCGCGCGGGGCAAGCGGUGGCGCACGCCUUGGCGGAAGCUUUGGCGCGAGCCGUAGCGCAAGCCUUGUCGGAAGCUCCCCCCUGGGGGAAUAUUACGUGGGCGCGGAGCGGCAGAUUCUGGGGGUGAAACUCGCGGAUUUUGGGGUUUCCGCGAUUCUGAAAGGGGGGAUGCGCGAGCUCCGCCGCAGCAGAGGCGCGGGGACGCCCGCGUAUAUGGCGCCGGAAAUGGGUUGGCAGAAGCGGGGGGGCGGGCGCGGAGAAGCAGGGGCGGAGAUGGGGGAGCAAGAGAACGCGGGGCGAAAGGUUCUGAACGAAGGGGUAAAUAACCCUAGUUCUUCAGAUCUGCCCGAGUACGGCGUGAAGGCAGACGUGUGGAGCCUCGGGGUAACACUGUGCACAAUUUUGACUGCCCGGAUUCCUUCCCAUCCUGUAGACUUUUCAAAACCCGAAUGGGAGGGGGUUUCGGCAGAUGCAAAGGAUCUGGUCCGUCGGAUGCUGGUGGUGGACCCGGAUCAACGGCUGAGCUCGUUCGAGGUGCUGGAGCAUCCGUGGCUGAACCAGACGGCCGUUCGAUCGUUGGACCCGGCCGUGCGCUGCCCCCACCUGCUCUCGCCCUCCCUGCCUGGCGAAACCACUGGUAACCAGCUUCCCCCAUCCAUCGCCCUCGCUUCCCACUCCCAUCACCCUCGCUUCCCCCGCCCAUCGCCCUCGCUUCCCCCGCCCAUCGCCGCCCAUCGCCGUAGCUUCCCCCGCCCAUCGCCCUCGCUUCCCCCUCCCAUCGCCCUCGCUUCCCCCUCCCAUCGCCCUCGCUUCCCCCUCCCAUCGCCCUCGCUUCCCCCUCCCAUCGCCCUCGCUUCCCCCGCCCAUCGCCCUCGCUUCCCCCUCCCAUCGCCCUCGCUUCCCCCUCCCAUCGCCCUCCUUCCCCCUCCCAUCGCCCUCGCUUCCCCCUCCCAUCGCCCUCGCUUCCCCCUCCCAUCGCCCUCGCUUCCCCCUCCCAUCGCCCUCGCUUCCCCCGCCCAUCGCCCUCGCUUCCCCCUCCCAUCGCCCUCGCUUCCCCCUCCCAUCGCCCUCGCUUCCCCCUCCCAUCGCCUCGAUUCCCCCUCCCGUCGCCCUCGCUUCCCCCUCCCGUCGCCCUCGCUUCCCCCUCCCGUCGCCCCCGCUUCCCCUGCCCAUCGCCCUCGCUUCCCCCUCCCAUCGCCCUCGCUUCCCCCUCCCAUCGCCCUCGCUCCCAACUCCCAUCGCCCUCGCUUCCCCCUCCGGUCGCCCUCGCUUCCCCCUCCCGUCGCCCCCGCUUCCCCCGCCCAUCGCCCUCGCUUCCCCCUCCCAUCGCCCUCACUUCCCCCUCCCAUCGCCCUCGCUUCCCCCUCCCGUCGCCUUCCUCGCUCCCAUCGCCAUCUUCCCCUUUGCUUGUUUCCCCUGCUCAUUCUCGACCCCUUUGCUUGUUUCCCCCUGCUCAUUCUCCUUCCCCCCGCUCACUCUGUUUCCCCUGCUCACUCUGUUUCCCUGCUCAUUCUUCCCCUUUGCUUGUUUCCCCCUGCUCAUUCUCUUCCCCCCAGCUCACUUUGUCUCCCCUGCUCAUUCUCUUCCCCUUUGCUUGUUUCCCCCUGCUCACUCUCUUCCCCCCGGCUCACUCUGAUUCCCCCUGCUCAUUCUCCUUCCCCUUGGCUUGUUUCCCCCUGCUCAUUCUCUACCCCUUUGCUUGUUUCCCCCUGCUCAUUCUCCUCCCCCCCGCUCACUCUGUUUCCCCUGCUCAUUCUUCCCCUUUGCUUGUUUCCCCCUGCUCAUUCUCUUCCCCCUGGCUCACUUUGUCUCCCCUGCUCAUUCUCUUCCCCUUUGCUUGUUUCCCCUGCUCAUUCAGUUCCCCCCUGCUCACUCUGUUUCCCCCUGCUCAUUCUCUUCCCCCCUGCUCACUCUGUUUCCCCCUGCUCACUCUCUUCCCCCCUGCUCACUCUGUUUCCCCCUGCUCAUUCUCUUCCCCCCUGCUCACUCUGUUUCCCCCUGCUCAUUCACUUUCCCCCUGCUCACUCUGUUUCCCCCUGCUCAUUCUCUUCCCCCCUGCUCUCUCUGUUUCCCCCUGCUCAUUCUCUUCCCCCCUGCUCACUCUGUUUCCCCCUGCUCACUCUCUUCCCCCCUGCUCACUCUGUUUCCCCCUGCUCAUUCUCUUCCCCCCUGCUCACUCUGUUUCCCCCUGCUCAUUCUCUUCCCCCCUGCUCACUCUGUUUCCCCCUGCUCAUUCUCUUCCCCCCUGCUCACUCUGUUUCCCCCUGCUCAUUCACUUUCCCCCUGCUCACUCUGUUUCCCCCUGCUCAUUCUCUUCCCCCCUGCUCUCUCUGUUUCCCCCUUCUCAUUCUCUUCCCCCCUGCUCACUCUGUUUCCCCCUGCUCACUCUCUUCCCUCCUACUCGCUUUGUUUCUUCCUGUUCACUCUAUUUUCCGCUGCUCAAUCUGUUCCCCCUUUCACUCACCCCCAUUUCCAACCUCGCAGGGUACAAGUCCCAGCACCAUGGCCCAGGGUUUAUUGCAUGCAGUGUAG
Molecule: messenger RNA, 3003 nt
Organism: Closterium sp. Naga37s-1
Lineage: Eukaryota; Viridiplantae; Streptophyta; Zygnematophyceae; Desmidiales; Closteriaceae
Source: the annotation of a GenBank genome assembly